Trypanosoma grayi is the source of this 357-nucleotide messenger RNA. RefSeq lists its product as hypothetical. The transcript has a single exon. Bases 1 to 357 code for a protein of 118 amino acids. NCBI's taxonomy places the organism in Eukaryota, Euglenozoa, Kinetoplastea, Trypanosomatida, Trypanosomatidae. The record is from RefSeq and is a predicted model, not a curated record.
AUGAGUGGAAAAGAUACAUCUGUGGUGAGUGAUUUAAUGCUUGACCGCCUCACGGAACAUCUUCGUGAGCCUCCUGUUCCACCCAACGUGCCGGUGUACGCCCUGCCAGACCAGCCGUACCUUGAAGCUACUGUGUUGCCGCUGCUGCUGCGGGGGCUGGAGGAGGUGGCGAAGGCGCGACCGGUCGAUCCAUUAGCGUUCCUUGCUGCGUAUCUGCUGAGCAACAACCUGCAAAGGGGCUCACACCCACUGCUUGGAGACAAUGGGCGUCUGGCGCCGCUUCAGGAAAUUCCACAACGAGCGACCGAUAUUAUAAGCCGUGCGCCUCGUGCAAAUGCGUCGCAAGUGAAAUUGUGA